Messenger RNA from Lotus japonicus, 3141 nucleotides. RefSeq names its product protein FAR-RED ELONGATED HYPOCOTYL 3. NCBI's taxonomy places the organism in Eukaryota, Viridiplantae, Streptophyta, Magnoliopsida, Fabales, Fabaceae. The record is from RefSeq and is a predicted model, not a curated record. The transcript is spliced from 9 exons. Bases 229 to 2760 code for a protein of 843 amino acids. Gene Ontology annotation, molecular function: zinc ion binding. Gene Ontology annotation, biological process: regulation of DNA-templated transcription.
CACGUGCGAGCGUGGCGGUGAGAUAGAGAAGCAUCGAGUGAAAGGGGAUUGGUAAACCAAGGGAAUAGAGUGCGUUUGGAAACCCUAGGCAUCACACGCUCAUGCUCCGAGCGUGACUUUUCCUUCCCAUCUCUAUCUCUAUUUCUGAUCAUCACCAAUCUUCAAUCUUCUCCUUCUUUUUCCCUUCCCAGUACCCUUAAAAUCAUCAAGCAGAAAGCUGUUCUCAUCAUGGAUAUAGAUCUCAGGUUACCCUCUGGUGAACAUGAUAAAGAGGAUGAAGAAACAACUACAAUUGAUAACAUGUUGGAGGGCGAAGAAAAGUUGCAUAAUGGAGGCAUAGACAGCAGAAAUAUGGUUGAUGCUGGUAUUGAGGUACAUGCUCUAAAUGGUGGAGAUUUGAAUUCACCCUCAGUUGAUAUGGUAAUGUUUAAGGAAGAUACAAAUCUUGAGCCACUUUCUGGCAUGGAAUUUGAGUCUCAUGGGGAGGCAUAUUCUUUCUACCAAGAAUAUGCACGGUCAAUGGGAUUCAACACUGCAAUACAAAAUAGUCGCCGUUCAAAAACAUCAAGAGAAUUUAUAGAUGCAAAGUUCGCUUGUUCCAGAUAUGGAACAAAACGGGAGUAUGACAAAUCAUUCAAUCGACCACGUGCACGACAGAACAAGCAAGAUUCUGAAAAUUCAACUGGUCGAAGAUCCUGUUCUAAGACUGAUUGUAAAGCCAGCAUGCAUGUAAAAAGAAAACCAGAUGGAAAAUGGGUUAUACAUAGCUUCGUGAAGGAGCAUAAUCAUGAGCUCUUACCAGCCCAAGCAGUCAGUGAACAAACAAGAAGAAUGUAUGCUGCGAUGGCUAGGCAGUUUGCUGAAUACAAAACUGUGGUUGGUCUCAAGAAUGAGAAGAAUCCAUUUGAUAAAGGUCGCAAUUUGGGCCUGGAGUUGGGAGAGGCUAAACUUAUGCUCGAUUUUUUUAUACAGAUGCAAAAUAUGAAUUCUAACUUCUUUUAUGCAGUAGAUCUUGGUGAGGAUCAGCGUCUGAAAAGUUUUGUAUGGAUCGAUGCUAAAAGUAGGCAUGACUAUACCAACUUUUGCGAUGUAGUGUCGUUUGAUACCACCUAUAUUAGGAACAAGUAUAAGAUGCCUCUUGGUCUUUUUGUUGGAGUGAACCAGCACUACCAAUUUAUAUUACUUGGGUGUGCCUUGAUAUCAGAUGAAAGUGCCACAACUUUUUCCUGGCUGUUCCGGACGUGGCUGAAAGGAGUUGGUGGUCAAGCUCCGAAAGUGAUAAUUACUGACCAUGACCAGACUUUAAAGUCAGUUAUUUCAGAGAUCUUUCCUAAUGCUUGCCAUUGUGUUUGCUUAUGGCAUGUAUUGGGGAAGGUAUCUGAAAAUUUAGCUCCUGUAAUUAAAAAACAAGAUAAUUUUAUGGCAAAGUUUGAAAAGUGCAUAUUUAGGUCAUUGACCGGUGAUGACUUUGAAAAGAGAUGGAGAAAAAUUGUUGAUAGAUUUGAACUUCAAGAGGAUGAAUGCAUGCAGUCAUUGUUUGAAGAUCGUAAGUUAUGGGCACCAACAUUCAUGAGGGAUGUUUUCUUAGGUGGUAUGUCUACUGCACAUCGAUCUGAAAGUGUAAAUUCCUUCUUUGACAAAUAUGUUCAUAAGAAGACCUCUGUGCAAGAUUUUGUCAAACUGUAUGAAGCAAUCUUGCAAGACAGGUAUGAAGAGGAAGCAAAAGCUGAUUCUGAUACUUGGAAUAAAGUGGCGACAUUAAAAACUCCUUCACCUUUAGAGAAGAGUGUUGCUGGUAUUUGCACACAUGCUAUAUUCAAAAAGAUUCAAGCUGAGGUUAUUGGUGCAGUUGCUUGCCAUCCUAAAAUUGACAGGCAGGAUGAGACAAUCAUUGUUCACAGGGUUCAUGAUAUGGAAACAAAUAAAGACUUCUUUGUUGUGGUGAAUGAAGUAAAAUCAGAGGUGUCUUGUAUAUGUCGCUUAUUUGAAUAUAAAGGUUAUCUUUGUCGACAUGCAUUGGUGGUUCUUCAAUACUCAGGCCAAUCAGUGUUCCCAUCUCAAUAUAUUUUGAAACGGUGGACAAAAGAUGCAAAGGUCAGGAAUAUAAUGGGAGAAGAAUCUGAUCAUAUGCUGGCAAGGGUGCAACGAUACAAUGAUUUAUGUCAGCGAGCACUAAAACUGAGUGAAGAGGGAUCAUUAUCUCAAGAGAGUUAUAGUCUUGCAUUCCAUGCGCUGAAUGAAGCACACAAAGCUUGUGUGGGUUUUAACAAUUCUAGUAAGAGUCCCGCAGAAGCUGGUAUGUCAGGGGCUCAUGGUCAGCUUUCUACUGAAGAAGAUACACAGAGUAGAAAUGUGGGCAAGUCAAACAAAAAGAAGAAUCCAACUAAAAAGAAAAAGAUGAACUCUGAGGCAGAAGUGAUGACUGUUGGGGCACUAGACAACUUGCAACCAAUGGACAAAUUCAGUACAAGAGCUGCAGUAACCCUUGAAGGUUAUUAUGGGACGCAACAGAGUGUGCAGGGGAUGUUGAACUUAAUGGGGCCAACACGUGAUGAUUACUACGGAAAUCAACAGACUCUACAGGGGCUGGGACCAAUGAGUUCCAUAGCAAACAGCCAUGAUGGUUAUUAUGGUGCACACCAGAACAUGCCUGGUUUGGCACAGCUGGAUUUUUUGCGCACUAGUUUCACCUAUGGAAUUCGGGAUGAUCCUAAUGUGAGACCAGGACAGUUGCAUGAGGAUCCAUCAAGACAUGCGUGAGUGCCACUAUCCUUUAAAUUAAGGUUGGGGAAACGAGGACUGUAAGCAGUGCUCAUCUGGUGUAGAAAAUGGAAUAUCUAAAAGCCCGAUUGAGGUCAAAACGGAAAGCCUCAACAUCCAUUGUUUGUAAGAUAAUGCUGUUAUAUCGAUAAAUAUAGGAUGUAUUAUAAAAUAUUAAUAGAUGGUGUAAUUUAAGGUUUUAGCGUUCAACCUUUUGUAGAGAUUGUUGUAUUAUAUAAGCUUAUUCUUUAGGAAACCGGGUAAAUUGUAAGUAUAAAGUAUUUGUCAGGAAGUAUUCGUUUGCUUUUUCUUAUUCAUAUUAGUUCAAAUGAAGAGUGGAACUCAUUCAUUUAUAAUUUCAGUUUCCUGUCGUUCCUCUCA